Messenger RNA from Quercus robur (English oak), 971 nucleotides. RefSeq lists its product as uncharacterized. The record is from RefSeq and is a predicted model, not a curated record. NCBI's taxonomy places the organism in Eukaryota, Viridiplantae, Streptophyta, Magnoliopsida, Fagales, Fagaceae. The transcript has a single exon. The coding region runs from base 87 to 752 and encodes 221 amino acids.
AGACAAGCAUAUAACUUUGAUUCUAUUAUAAGUCUAGGGACACAAGCAUGAAGCAUUGAUACGUUGUUAUUGCUUGAGAAAAAUUAAUGGCUAGCUGCGUUCAACUUGGUAAACUUGAGAGAAGCAAGAGCUGGUUUAUAGACUUCGCAUAUAACCCAAAGAAGGACCAGGCAGGCGAUGUCCGAAACAUUCUCUUGAUAGUUGCAACUCUAAUUGCAGCAGUGACUUUUCAAUCUGGGGUUAACCCUCCCGGCGGAGUUUGGCAAGAUUAUACGAUAUGGAAUCGCACUUUAUGUGAAGAAAAACGUGCUCAAGGGAUUUUGACAGACCCUUCAUGUUAUAAAUCACAUGAUGCAGGGACGGCCAUUUAUGCGUCUCGAGAAGCCGACUUCUAUGUUUUCUUGAUCUGUAACACUGUGGCACUUUCCACUUCGGUUCUUGUCAUUAUGUCUCUCACAUAUAACUUCCCUUUCCAUUUAGAAGUAUUGAUUGCCACAGCUUCAAUGCUUGCAACUUACGCAUCGGCCAUAUUUUCUGUCACGCCAGCUGAUUAUUCUUAUAGAUUUCGGUUCAUCCUCAUAGCAGCUGCUUUGCCUUUUGUGCUACGAGUUUUGAUUUAUAUGGUCAAGUCCAAAGCAUAUGCAGAUCAAGAACAAGAGAAUCUGUGUGACAAAUGUAGAAGUGGGAAUUUCUGCAGAAAUUGUAGAGAUGAGCUUCCCAAAAAAGACGUGGUAAGUGAGAUUCCCAAGUGAAAAUGUUGAAUUUCCAUCAGUUCUAUCAAAAAUAAAGUUCAGAAGACGUCUAGCAUGUUCCGAUUCUGUAUUAUUAGGCCAUAAAACUGUCGUGGUACAGCUACUCUAUGUACAACUUUCCAUCCAUGGGUCUGUUUGAUUUAGCUUCUUUGAAGUGCUUUUUUUCCCCUCUAUGUAUCUUUAGCUGUAAAUUUUAUGGACUUUUCACGUUACAAAUUA